Equus caballus (horse) is the source of this 4470-nucleotide messenger RNA. RefSeq names its product diacylglycerol kinase beta (gene DGKB). Gene Ontology annotation, cellular component: plasma membrane. The record is from RefSeq and is a predicted model, not a curated record. Gene Ontology annotation, molecular function: ATP-dependent diacylglycerol kinase activity; calcium ion binding. NCBI's taxonomy places the organism in Eukaryota, Metazoa, Chordata, Mammalia, Perissodactyla, Equidae. Gene Ontology annotation, biological process: diacylglycerol metabolic process; intracellular signal transduction; lipid phosphorylation.
GGCUCCGGAAACCUACAUCUUUCAGCCUCCGUGGUUUUUGAGUUGCAAAUUGUCAGGGACUGUUGGACUGCAGGCAGCCUGUGUUGUUGACUGGAAGUCGAUUUCCAUCUUUCAGACACUAGUUAGAAUGGGCUGUUUUUUCUGGAAGGGGGUGGAAGUAGAGAGGAGGAAAUGCUGAGAGCAGAGUUCUUGAAGCUCCACUCCUCUGGGGACGCCGAGCUGUGAGGGAACCUUUUUACUGAGCGGAGAGCCCGUGAAUUGAAAGGAUCGUGAUAGCUGGCUAGUCCCAGUUCCUCUUCGGAAAAGCAGUUGCUCUCGCUUCAGAGAUGCGCCCAGGCUUCGCCUGCAUCACACUGCAUGCUUUAAUACAUUAUUGAAACUACAGACUCACAUCCACAGCGGUUGCAUGUUAAUAGAUUGCAUAUUUUGAAAGCCUGAGGUAUUUCAUAUGAAGUAUGCAAUGUGGAAACUUUGAAGCCUAGAAGGCUGUGAAACCCCUGAAUAAAGAAUUCCUUACCUGGUAUGUAAGAGAACUCCUCGCCACCACCAUGACAAACCAGGAAAAGUGGGCCCACCUCAGCCCCUCAGAAUUUUCCCAACUUCAGAAAUAUGCUGAGUAUUCUACAAAGAAAUUAAAGGAUGUUCUUGAAGAAUUCCAUGGUAAUGGUGUGCUUGCAAAGUAUAAUCCUGAAGGGAAACAAGACAUUCUUAACCAAACGAUAGAUUUUGAAGGUUUCAAGCUAUUUAUGAAGACAUUCCUGGAAGCCGAGCUUCCCGAUGAUUUCACAGCACACCUUUUCAUGUCAUUUAGCAACAAGUUUCCUCAUUCUAGUCCAAUGGUAAAAAGUAAGCCUGCUCUCCUUUCUGGUGGUCUGAGAAUGAAUAAAGGCGCCAUCACACCUCCCCGUACUUCUCCUUCGAAUACGUGUUCCCCAGAAGUGAUCCAUCUGAAGGACAUUGUCUGUUACCUGUCUCUCCUUGAAAGAGGAAGACCCGAGGAUAAACUCGAGUUUAUGUUUCGCCUCUAUGACACAGAUGGGAAUGGCUUCCUGGACAGCUCGGAGCUAGAAAACAUCAUCAGUCAGAUGAUGCAUGUUGCAGAGUACCUUGAAUGGGAUGUCACUGAACUUAAUCCAAUCCUCCAUGAAAUGAUGGAAGAAAUUGACUAUGAUCAUGAUGGAACGGUCUCUCUGGAGGAAUGGAUCCAAGGAGGAAUGACAACAAUUCCACUUCUUGUGCUUCUGGGCUUGGAAAAUAACGUGAAGGAUGACGGACAGCAUGUGUGGCGACUCAAGCACUUUAACAAACCUGCCUACUGCAAUCUUUGCCUGAACAUGCUGAUCGGUGUGGGGAAGCAGGGCCUCUGCUGCUCCUUUUGCAAGUACACAGUCCACGAGCGCUGUGUGGCUAGAGCGCCUCCUUCUUGCAUCAAGACUUACGUAAAGUCCAAGAAGAACACUGAUGUCAUGCACCAUUACUGGGUUGAAGGCAACUGCCCAACCAAAUGUGAUAAGUGCCACAAAACAGUCAAAUGUUACCAGGGCCUGACAGGACUGCAUUGUGUUUGGUGUCAGAUCACACUGCAUAAUAAAUGUGCUUCUCAUCUAAAACCUGAAUGUGACUGUGGACCUUUGAAGGACCAUAUUUUACCACCCACAACAAUCUGUCCAGUGGUACUGACUCUGCCCACUUCAGGAGUUUCAGUCCCUGAGGAAAGACAAGCAACAGUGAAAAAGGAAAAGGGUGAUUCCCAGCAGCCCAACAAAGUGAUCGACAAAAACAAAAUGCAAAGAGCCAACUCCGUUACUGUGGAUGGACAAGGCCUACAGAUCACUCCUGUUCCUGGUACUCAUCCGCUUUUGGUUUUUGUGAACCCCAAAAGUGGUGGGAAGCAGGGAGACCGAAUUUACAGAAAAUUCCAGUAUCUACUAAAUCCUCGUCAGGUUUACAGUCUUGCUGGAAAUGGACCAAUGCCAGGGUUAAAUUUUUUCCGUGACGUUCCUGACUUCCGAGUGUUAGCCUGCGGUGGAGACGGAACUGUGGGGUGGAUUUUGGACUGCAUAGAAAAGGCGAAUGUUGUGAAGCAUCCUCCAGUUGCCAUUCUGCCUCUUGGAACGGGCAACGAUCUAGCAAGAUGCCUGCGAUGGGGAGGAGGUUAUGAAGGUGAGAAUCUGAUGAAAAUCCUAAAAGACAUUGAAAACAGCACAGAAAUCAUGUUGGACAGGUGGAAGUUUGAAGUCAUACCUAAUGACAAAGAUGAGAAGGGAGACCCAGUGCCUUACAGUAUCAUCAAUAACUACUUUUCCAUUGGCGUGGAUGCCUCCAUUGCACACAGAUUCCAUAUCAUGAGAGAAAAACACCCAGAGAAGUUCAACAGUAGAAUGAAGAACAAAUUUUGGUAUUUUGAGUUUGGCACAUCUGAAACUUUCUCAGCCACCUGCAAGAAGCUACAUGAAUCUGUAGAAAUAGAAUGUGACGGGGUGCAGAUAGACUUAAUAAACAUCUCUCUGGAAGGAAUUGCUAUUUUGAAUAUACCGAGCAUGCAUGGAGGAUCCAAUCUCUGGGGAGAGUCUAAGAAAAGGCGAAGCCAUCGCCGAAUAGAGAAAAAAGGGUCUGACAAAAGGACCACGCUCACAGAUGCCAAAGAGUUGAAGUUUGCAAGUCAAGAUUUGAGUGAUCAGCUACUGGAGGUGGUUGGCUUGGAAGGAGCCAUGGAGAUGGGGCAAAUAUACACAGGACUGAAAAGUGCUGGACGGCGGCUGGCUCAAUGCUCCUCUGUGGUCAUCAGGACUAGCAAGUCUCUGCCAAUGCAGAUCGAUGGGGAACCAUGGAUGCAGACCCCAUGCACGAUAAAAAUUACACACAAGAACCAAGCCCCAAUGCUGAUGGGCCCUCCUCCAAAAACUGGGUUGUUCUGCUCCCUCGUCAAAAGAACAAGAAACCGAAGCAAGGAAUAACCCUGUAUCAUUUCAUUCUUAGAGGUCUAAUUAGCAUAAUUGGGCCAUGGAACACUGAUGCUGGAAAUCUUUGAACCAUUUCAAGUCUCCUGUUCAUGCAAAAUCAUGGAAUUGGUUUAACAGUUUUUGUUACUGAGCUAAUGUAAAAUUCAGCUAUUAGAAAAUUUAUUGUCUCAGUUUUUAUAGGCAUCUUUGCAUGAAGAAAGCAGAAGUUUACAUGAAGUGAUACUGCAUAUUUUUGUUGCAUGCAUCCCCAUAGAUUUUUAUGUCUCUCACCCACUCCUCUCCCAACUUCCAUUUACUAACCUCUAUGAAAAACCUGUGAAACAUAAAAAAGGAAGUACCACGGGAAAUAUGAUUCUCAGUGUGGUUCCAAUUAUUAAUAAGCAGUAAUCAGUAAUGCUACAAUGAUCAUAAUCACAGAUUGCUAUACUUUUCCCUUUUAGAAUAAAACAGUGUAUUGAUGAUCUUUAACCUAUGACUUCAGGAGAAACUUUUAACUGAAAGAUUUUAUUAAAUAGUUGUCUAUGAUACCUUGCUGUACCUAAAUAGGUUUUCUUUGACGUCUUAAUGCUGCUGAGUGGAAUUUAAAAUAUCAGGUAUAAAGUUUUCUUGUGCUGAAAAAUAGAAAGUGGUUUUGAUUCUGUUUAGUUUGUUUUUAAUUCCAGAAAUAAGUGAAAACAUGUUACUUGGCAGUCAAGUGUGGUAAUAUGACAAGCCUUAUGCCUUUCUGCAUGUGAAUCUACAAGAAAAUUCAUAACCACACCAGUAACCAAAUAUUGAUGUUUUAAACUAUGUGCCUAAUAAACUGUGUUUCCCACCAAAGAUUCAGGAAAAGAUGCUUGAGAGAAAUGGGUUAAUGCACAAUUAAUUAAACAUUGUGGAGAAUAUUUAUAGUCUUAUGUUUAAUUUUGUGAUGACCAAAACUCUGGAAAAAAGUGAAUUACCCAUUAAUUCUAAUUAAAAUUCUCACUUUCACAGACAAUAGGCCAUACAACACAGUUAAAGCUCAAUAGCUGAUUUCUUGCUUUUUUCUGUCGUUUAUGAGUAUAGAUGUCUGUAAUUUUUAAUGGAUCAGUUAAGUACACUUGAGAAAGUAAAUGAUUGUAUCAGUUCCUUUCUAGUAUAAAUUGCUACCUGUAAUAAUAUUGAACUCAUUGAAGCAAAUCAUGCAUGCAAUUAGCAACGCCCCAACUCUAGUCCCAUCUCUGUGACAUUUCAAAUGUUUAUUUGGAAAUAAUGACCUGGGUCAUUGUUUAAGGUGUUCAUGGCAUGGUUGGAUUCUCUGAUUGUUUAAAGAAAUUAUGGACUAGUAUUUGCUUAGUGUUUCAUUAAACCUAUGGUAUAAAAUGAAAUGCUACUCCCAGCAGUUUUGGUAUUGUUCGUUCUUAUUGACCUGCAUCUCAUCAUUGCAUGUUUUAUGUUUUCAAACAUGCCAUAAGGAAAGCAAGUGCUUGAAAUGCAUGAUUUAUUAGUUUCUCUCUCCACUCUGCAUUAAAGUACUAAUGAUUUA